AUAGCAACAGCAACAUACGCUUGUGGCUAUUUUUCCCCAUUUUCUUCUGGCCUUUUUCCGCGCACAAUCUGGCAACAUUUAUGAUUAGGAUACUACUACAAGUUCAUAUUACGGCCGCAGAAGAUUAGUUGUAAUCAUGACUUUCCUCCGGCUUUUACAACAACUUCCUGUGGUGCUCGUUCAGACGUCGUCAACAAUACUUCAAAGAAAUUUUAGUGUCUCAGUUGCUACGCCUGCAAUUCAGAAAAUGACGAGAGUACGCGUGGUAGACAACAGCUCUCUCGGAAAUACGCCACAUCACCGCCCACCGAGAGUGAUCCAUGUCUACACUAAGAAUGGCAUUGGGAAAGUCGGCGACAAAGUGCUGCUGGCCAUUAAAGGGCAGAAGAAGAAAGCGCUCAUCGUUGGACACAAAAUGCCUGGGGACCGCAUGACUCCACGCUUUGAUUCGAACAAUGUUGUUCUGAUUGAGGACAAUGGCAACCCUACUGGAACAAGGAUUAAGGUCCCUAUACCAACAAGCCUACGUCAAAUGGAAGGCGAUUACUCUAAAGUUCUGGCAAUUGCAAACACGUUUGUCUAAUUUCAUCAUGUCGGAUAUAUAUGAACAUUUAGCUCUUGAGUUUUCAAUAAAAUGAAAAAUGGUCAA
This is a messenger RNA of Poecilia latipinna (sailfin molly), 649 nucleotides long. RefSeq names its product mitochondrial ribosomal protein L14 (gene mrpl14). Gene Ontology annotation, cellular component: mitochondrion; ribosome. Gene Ontology annotation, biological process: translation. Gene Ontology annotation, molecular function: structural constituent of ribosome. The record is from RefSeq and is a predicted model, not a curated record. The coding region runs from base 137 to 583 and encodes 148 amino acids. Lineage: Eukaryota; Metazoa; Chordata; Actinopteri; Cyprinodontiformes; Poeciliidae. The transcript has 3 exons.